Messenger RNA from Cajanus cajan (pigeon pea), 1443 nucleotides. Its product is annotated as Ribosomal protein L18e/L15 superfamily protein. Gene Ontology annotation, biological process: translation. The record is from RefSeq and is a predicted model, not a curated record. Lineage: Eukaryota; Viridiplantae; Streptophyta; Magnoliopsida; Fabales; Fabaceae. Gene Ontology annotation, molecular function: structural constituent of ribosome. Gene Ontology annotation, cellular component: mitochondrial large ribosomal subunit.
GGUUAUGGCCGAGCCCAAUAAUCUUUUGUUGUCUCAUUUGUGCACCAAGCACGCCGCAACCCACAUCUUCGGUGGUUGUCAUCGACACUGUCAAGUGAUCUUCUUCUGUUGCAUCAACUCUUCAUUCUUCUCUGCAAUACGAGCAACCACUACCUACGUAUUCAUGUUCAGUCCCUUCCACCUGCUACCAUACAUCACAGGUUGCUGCCAUUGGAAAUUAGCACUUCUUUUUUGUUAGCGAAAGGUUAGAGUAGAAAAAAAAAUGCUUAGACGAAGGCUUUGUGGUGUCUCAACAUCAAUCAUCAGAAGUUCAAACUAUAGCAAACCCAUUUUCAGAUACCCAUGUAUCCAAUUUCACCCCUUUCAGCUCCCUCACUCUCCCAAUGCAACAGUUAGGCCUAGUUCGUUCAAGGGUUUUGAAGGUUUUAGAGCUUAUAGUCUUCUGAGCUUGAAUGAUCUAAGAGAUAGGGUUCCCAGAAAGCAGCCAACGAGAAAGGGGCGUGGAAUUGGGUCUGGAAAGGGCAAGACUGCUGGGAGGGGUCACAAGGGUCAGAGAGCUAGAAAAGGUAUCAAAUUGGGGUUUGAAGGAGGCCAGACCCCUCUUCGCCGAAGAGUACCGAAACGUGGCUUCAAGAACCCCUUUAGCCUCACUUUUCAGCCAAUAGGUUUGGGGAGAAUUGCAAAGCUUAUUAAUGCUGGGAAGAUAGAUUCUUCUGAACUGAUUACAAUGAAAACACUCAAGGAUGCAGGGGCACUAGGUAAGCAAAUGAAAGAUGGAGUAAGAUUGAUGGGGCGUGGUUCUGAGCAGAUCAAGUGGCCAAUUCAUCUAGAGGUAUCAAGGGUUACUGUUAGGGCUAAGGAAGCAGUUGAAGCAGCUGGUGGGUCUGUGAGAAGGGUAUAUUACAAUAAGUUGGGGUUGAGGGCACUGCUGAAGCCUGAGUGGUUUGAAAAGAAAGGAAGAUUGUUGCCUAAAGCAGCUAGACCUCCUCCAAAACAAAAGGAUAAAGUUGAUAGCAUUGGUCGGUUGCCUGCACCAACAAAGCCAAUUCCAUUUUUAGUUGAAGCAAACAAGGAUCUUCCAAUUCAGCAUCUUAGUUAAAUAACUAACAUGUUUGGCACCAUUUUUUAUGGUUUAAAGGGUCUGACUCAAGUUUUCAUGCAGUUCUUGCAAUGCUCUGGUUGUUAAUUUUGAAUGAGAUAAAUGAAUUUCCUUGGGGAUAAAUGGAAGGGAAAAUCUUGUUUAUUAUAUAAUUUCUUCUAAGGAUUUGAUCUUGUUCACUGCCUAACAGCCAUAAUUUCUUUUGUAUGUGUACUGGGGUAGGAUCAUAGGCUCUUCAUUAAGGGAAAAUUGCAAGAACACUUUAAAUAUUUUCGUUUUUCUCCGAUUAUGAUGGUACUUGCCAAAUGACUUGGUUGAAUAUAAUAAAAUGGAUUAUUUUAUCA